This is a messenger RNA of Dermacentor albipictus, 897 nucleotides long. RefSeq names its product juvenile hormone acid O-methyltransferase-like. Gene Ontology annotation, molecular function: S-adenosylmethionine-dependent methyltransferase activity. The record is from RefSeq and is a predicted model, not a curated record. Lineage: Eukaryota; Metazoa; Arthropoda; Arachnida; Ixodida; Ixodidae.
AUGGAGCAUCCUACUCAACAGUCCAGCGUGUCACCGUCGGCGUUCCUCGAGAAAGAGCUGCCCGAGACCUACGACCAGGUCAGGAUUCACGACCGGGAGUCCACGGGCCAGCUUCUGAAAAGCUGGCAGGCAUCGUUAUUCUCCAACCCGAAGGAAGACGGCAAAUGCGACGAGCAGUAUCUGGAAAUCGGUUGCGGCCCGGGUAACUUCACGCGCAACUACCUGCUCCCGCUAUGCCCGCCAUCGAUGAGGAGACUAUUGGCGGUGGACAACUCGCACUCGAUGAUCGACUACGCUAGGCGAGAACACGGCAACCCGAAGAUCGAGUACCGCAUGCUGGACAUUGCGGCCGACGACGAGGUGUCUCAGUUCAUCGAAACCGAAGGGCAGUUCGAUCGCGUCUAUUCCUUCCAGACCUUUCAUUGGAUACGCGACAAAUGUGCCGCGCUGAGGAACGUCGAGCGCCUUAUGGCUCCAGGCGGGGAGUGCCUGAUCGUAUUUAAUCCUCAUCCUGGACCGCUACAGCUUUCCAAAGCAAUGAUGAAUUCGGAGCGAUGGAAGAAAUACACCGACGUGCUGAAGAAAGUUGCGCCCGACUUUCCCGACACUCACGACCCAGUGUACCUGAGGAAUUACCUUAUGAACAUCGUAAAAUCAACCUCUCUCGUGCCGCUGGCGUGCGAGCUGGUGCGUGUGGAGUCCACCAGUGCAAGCAUGGACGACCUCUUGCGUGUAGUUUUGCCUAUAAACCCCGUCUACUCGCUCCUGACCGAAGAAGGCAAAGCAGAGUUGGAGAACUUCACCAAGGAACUGAUGAAGAACGGGGGUUACUCGAACUAUUCAAGCACUGGUACAACUCGGAAGCUGAGAUUCGUCUUUCAUGGAUAUAAGCCGUAG